Messenger RNA from Folsomia candida, 2715 nucleotides. It is a transcript of the gene GTPBP1, whose product is annotated as GTP-binding protein 1. The transcript is spliced from 18 exons. The record is from RefSeq and is a predicted model, not a curated record. Gene Ontology annotation, molecular function: GTPase activity; GTP binding; translation elongation factor activity. Gene Ontology annotation, biological process: translational elongation. Lineage: Eukaryota; Metazoa; Arthropoda; Collembola; Entomobryomorpha; Isotomidae. Bases 229 to 2253 code for a protein of 674 amino acids.
UCAUUGAUGAGAAUGUAAAAUGUAAUGCGAGAGAGACCUGAAUUGUGAGACGUGGUGAAAUUGAAAUUGUGCCAAGCACCAAAAAUCCGGAGAUUUCUCCAACUCAACAUCAACAAUCUGUUUUUGUUGCAUGCGAGGCAGAUUGUGUAUAAAUUAGGAUAUUAGAAAAUUGUUAUUUUUCGGUAGUUAAUAUUAUUUGGGACUCAAACGUAAUUAAAAUUCUUGAAAAUGGCCGGAGUACUGGAUUCGGCGCAAGUAAUGUCGCCGGUCGACAGGCCAAAGGCUUUUCCGCCGACAAAUGGAGCCUGUGGAGGAAGUGGGAAGAACCUUCUUGUCAGCCCGACUGAAAAAGAGUUUGACGAAUUAGGAGCCUCUUUAAAACACAGGAUUGAGGAAGGGAACGGCGAAACGAUUUUUAAUAUUCAAGACAAUGAUAGUAAUGGUUUAUCAAAAGAGGACUUUGAUGCUUCUGUUGCAACUUUAAAAUCUAUUUCCGAAACGUUAGAUGCGACUUGCAUUUUAUUGCGAGAACGAACAGUUGGCACGUUAUUUACGGCACAGUACUUGAUUCGACGAAGAGCUCCAGAAAAAGAUUUUACCGAAAUACGUGUCGCAGUAGUUGGAAAUGUGGAUGCUGGGAAAAGCACGCUGUUGGGAGUUUUAACUCAUGGUGAACUUGACAAUGGGCGAGGGCUAGCUCGUCAGAAAUUAUUCAGACACAAACAUGAAAUGGAGUCUGGAAGGACAUCAUCUGUUGGAAAUGACAUACUAGGUUUUGAUCACCAAGGAAAUGUUGUUAAUAAGGCCGAACAUGGAACGUUAGACUGGAUGCAUAUUUGUGAAAAAUCAUCAAAAGUCAUCACGUUUAUUGACUUGGCUGGACAUGAAAAAUAUUUGAAAACUACUGUAUUCGGAAUGACUGGUCAUGCUCCUCAUUUCGGAAUGUUGAUGAUUGGAUCCAAUGCCGGAAUAGUUGGCAUGACCAAGGAGCAUUUAGGUUUAGCCCUUGCCCUCAGCGUCCCCGUUUUUGUUGUGGUUACAAAAAUUGACAUGUGUCCGGCCAAUGUUCUUCAAGAGACUUUACAAUUGCUGAUAAAAAUCCUGAAAAGUCCUGGGUGCCGAAAAGUACCUGUGAUUGUCAAAUCCCCUGAUGAUGUUGUGUUAUCGGCAACAUCGUUUGUGUCUGAGAGGCUAUGCCCUGUAUUUCAAGUCUCAAAUGUUAGUGGAGAGAACUUGCCAUUGCUAAAAAUGUUUCUUAAUCUGCUAAGCACUAGGAGUUCUGGUCAGGAUAAAGACCCCGCAGAAUUCCAGGUGGAUGACACUUACUCUGUUCCUGGCGUCGGCACUGUCGUCAGUGGUACUACAUUACGGGGCACAAUCAAUCUGAAUGACAUGAUGAUGCUAGGGCCUGAUUCGUUAGGUCAUUUCCAACCAAUCGCUAUAAAAUCUAUACAUCGGAAACGAAUGCCUGUAGCCCAAGUUCGAGGUGGGCAAACGGCAUCUUUUUCAUUGAAAAAGAUCAAACGAUCACAGAUUCGCAAAGGUAUGGUGUUAGUUUCACCAUCUCUCAAUCCUGUCGCUUGCUGGGAAUUUGAAGGUGAAAUUCUUGUGCUACAUCAUCCAACUACAAUAAGCGCCCGAUAUCAAGCAAUGGUACAUUGUGGAAGCAUUAGACAGACGGCAUCAAUUGUGUCAAUGUCAACUGAUUGUUUACGAACCGGUGAUCGGGCUUCCGUUCACUUUCGUUUCAUGAAGCAGCCAGAAUAUAUUAAAGUUAACCAGCGUUUGGUAUUUCGAGAAGGAAGGACAAAAGCAGUAGGUAACAUCACCAAGUUGAUCCCAAUGGUCUCAUCUACUGUGACACAUGGUCCCAAACCAAAAUCCAUUAAAAAUCAACCAAAACAUCAACAGCAUCAACAACAUCACCAUCAUAAUCCACCACAACCUCAAGAUACAACUGCGACCACUGCUGCUCCUAGCACAAGCACCGAAGGGACAUUAAAAAACGAAAAUGUUGCCCCGAGUAUAGCACCACCAAAAUCGAUUGAAGUUCAAAAUUCUGUCGGAAAUAAUGAUCAAAUGGCAACUGACGACAUGACUGAAUCCAAUCUUACAGAUUUUACAUCUGAACAAGAUCAAGAUAAGAGAUGGAACAAGCGUGGAAGUCAUGGAAGUCGUCAUCAUGACCAUCAUGGGGCUGGAAGAUCGUCAAGUGGAAGCAUUGUACCUUUGAGCGAAACCAAUACCAAUUAAUCCAGCGCAAAAUCAUCUACCCAGAACAACUUCGGAUUAUUAUAUACAUUUAUGCAAUGCAACAGCUACGAGCAUUUUUUAAACUUAUACUCACCGAGCAUGUUUCUAUUAGCCAAUCCCGUUUUCUUACUGUAUGUUGAGUGAUCAUUUUGUGCUCAACGUUUAGGUGCUGUUUAUAUCGAAAAGAUUAUUCAUCAAUUACCGGUUUCACACAAUAGUUGUUCUCCAAGAAUUUGAUAGUUUCAUAUGUUAAAUAGUCUGUAUCCCAUGAUUUUAGUAAACUUAUGACAUAAUUUGAUUGACACAACAAUAUUAUACUAUGUUCAACUUCACUCUUGUAUCUGCAUAGAUAUAUUUAUAAUUUGGAACAUUUUUGACGACCAUGUUUUAUAAGGGAUGAAAACGAAAUGAAUUACAUAUUUGUCUAUCUAAUAAACUUGGUCCACUAAUCCUAAAUAAUAA